AUGGGGGCCGAGGGAAAGAGGGCGCGGGUCCGGGCGCCCAGUGGUUGGGGGGGUCGCCGACUGAGGAGAGUGCCCCGGCCCCCGCCGCCAUUCCUCCCGGUCGCGGCUCGGCGCCUCAGGCCUCUCGCCCGGCGCCUGAGCUCGGCCGCCGCGGCCCCAGUCACUGCGACACCGCGGCUCCGGGUCGGGCCUGCGCCGCCGCCGCCGCCUCCCCUCAGCCCCGGCGCCGCCGACAACUCACCCGCAUUUCCCGGCUGCCUAAAUGGCUCCGGCGACGUCUCCACCUGGUCGCUGGGCCCGGCCCCGGUUAAAUCCCCGUCCCGCCAAGGUCUCGCCGCGUCCCUCAGCCGCCGGGGCUGCCCCGCCUGGAGCUGCGUGCGACACGGCUCCCGCCUCCUCCUCCUCCUCCUCCGGGCCCGCCCGCCGGCCCUCCUCCCGCCGCUGCCGCCGCCGCCGCCGCCUGCACCACGCAACCUCCGCCCUCUCGCCUUCCCUCCGCCGCUCCCCGCCCUCCCGGCCUCACCGGCUCCGGCUCCCGCGGUGGAGAAGCUGGUGGGGGAGGGCCGGAACGCUCCGCCAUCGGCGUCCGGGGCGGGGGAGCCGGGAAACCGUCGCCGCCAUCUCCCCACCAGCCCCGCGGAGCGGGAGGGGCCCGGAAAGCUCCCGCCCGCCGUGCUCUGGCCCCGGGUUCUCCCCACCCCGCCCGCCGCCCCGCGCCGCCGAGGCCCCGCUCGCGGGGCUGCUCUCUACCUGAAAAGCCCGCGGGCCCCUGGCCGUGGACGCCGCGCCCUCCCCGGACGGGCGCACCGGAUCCUCGUCCAGGUUUUACAGCCUCCCUGGCCUUGGGGGCCGCCUCUGAGGACCCGGCUUCCCGCCACUUUGGGCCGAACGAGGGUGGGGGUGGUGGUCACCUUCCUAGGUCGGGGCCCCAGCCUGAGGAGAAACCGGUCCGAAACACCCCGGAGCAGAGGGUCUCACACGCCCGCCCUCCCCCGCUUCUGCGCGCACACACACACACACACCCUCAACCGACGCGGAUCACAACUACACCCGCUGGAUCUACCUCCCCGGCCGGGAGGAUAACCAAAAGCCAUAACCCGACCGGCUGAUAAAAGUCAGAGAUGGGCGAGUGACCCUGAAGGGCUGGCGCAGCAGACUCCAGAGAAACGUGUCGUCCAUUCUCGUCCAUUCUCUUGAACCCCAGGACACCUGCGGCCUCGUGGAUCGGCACCUCAAAGUCCCGGCUCCUCGGCGCCUCUCUGUCUCUCUCAAAUCGGUUCGGAGAUCAAAUCAAAUUAGUUUCCCUCAUUAAACUCUUUAACCCACUCUUUUUUGAACAAACGUCGACAAAGACUUACUUUACCAUUAAUCUCUGUAAAGAUAAAUGAAGAAUGGAAUUGAAGAUCUUACAUAUAUGAAUGGGAUGAGGUAUGACUAUUGAAUAGGACUGUUUUCACCAGUGCUGCGGAGUCAUUCGUCGCAUUCAUCUGAAAUUAACUCACAAUGGACAUGAGUUGGAGCAGACUCCGGGAGAUGGUGAAGGACAGAGAAGCCUGGCAUGCUGUAGUCCAUGCUGCUGCAAAGAGUUGGACAGGACUGAGCAACUGAACAGCAACAAAUGUCCUAUACUUCUAAAUACUCGAAGCUUAGAUGUACUUAACUUUCUCAUGGGCACAUGGGAGGACUGAAGGUAAAAAUGGAAGGCUUGUACAUAUAUAUGUACACAUAUAUGGGAGACUGCACAUAUAUGGUUUCUCUGAGACCCUCACUUCCGUGUGCUUUCCCCAGAGGACAGGCUAGCUCAUCUCCCGUUUCCCUAACCUGUCCUCUCCCAUCUCAUCAUUCAAUAUGGUCAUCCUGUCUGUGACUCACCACAGCUAACACUUGAGUUGAAUGGGUCAACUUUCCCUUUGCUGUUUGUUUCUUCCAACUUCUGUUUUUCCUUAAUGGAAGGAUUUAGUUCAUCUCUACCUUCCUCUCCACUUCUCAUUGCCUCAGUUCCCGGUUCUUAACUUCUUCCAGCCUUUACUCUCCGCUCAUCUGCACUAUUAUUCUUAGCUCUAAGGCUGCACCAUUGACUUUUAUGUCCACUUCAUAACCAGGUUGCGUCUGUACCACUUCUGCUCUGCACAGGUUACCUUGCCUCCUACCUAACCAUUUAUUCUCUUUCCACUCCAAAACUUCUCCAUCUUCUCCCCGAUCUCAGCAAAACUGAUGUUGUCCCCCUGUCAGAUGACCCAGCAUUUGGAGGGGUAAUUAACUUAUAGACGUUAGAAUCAAAAUUCAAAAUAGUCUUGACUAGAAUAUUAGGUCAAAACCUAGGAUAAAAUAUAACUUUGCAAACCUAAAACAAUAUGAUGAAGUUCAAAAAGCCCACGUUUUAAAUUUAAGCAGACCUCAGUUUAUAUUCAAAUUCAAACUACCAUCUUUUGUCUUGGUUAAGCCAACUUAAAGGGGAUUAAAAUACUUAGCUCAUUAGGUUGUUGUGAAGAGUAAUUCCUUCAUAGUCACAGCAUACUUCCUGAAACAGUGUUAGUCCCUAAUUCCUUCAUAAUCCCAGCAUACUUCCUGAAACAGUGUUAGUCCCUUUUUUUUCUUGUCUUCUGUACAGUUGAGAUUUACUGACCGCCCUAUUUGGUGGUUGAUAACGCUGACAUUUUCUAAGUCAUCAGUUCAGUUCAGCUCAGUUGUGUCCGACUCUGCAACCCCAUGGUUUCAAAGUCGUAUAGGCCUGAAAACAGUAUAUUGACCUGUGAACCUUGCAUCCCAGAGCUAGUCACCAUCCUAAAGAAAUCUUUUGUCUAUUUUGGCUCAGUCUGGGGACAUACAUUAUCAUCAUCACACUCACUUUCCAAAGAAAAACUUAAGACUCCAACAGUAGCAGUUUGACCCGAAUCACAGCUUAAUUGGUGGCAUAACCUGACACAGUGACUCCCAAGUGCGAGUCAAUCCAUUCCUUUACUACGAUGUUUCCCCACACGUGUAUCGUUCCUUUAACCUUCUGAAUGGUUUUCCUGGUUCUCAUCUCUGCUGUCCUUCCAGCCUGCACAGUGACUGAGCCCCACUGAUUCAUUCCAAACUGAAGCCUUCAUCAUUGAAUCUUUAUCCUUUCAAACUUUUCAGUGCCUCCCCACUGUUUAUAGGGUUCAGUCAAAACUCUGACCUCGUGCCUAAAGUUGACCAUAAUCUUGUCCUAACUUACUUUUCCAAAUUUUUUCCAGCCAUUUCCCAGAAGGAACCCUCAACUUCAUCCCGUCCUAUUAAACCUACUGUUGGCCCACAAAUACCUGCCUUGAAUCACCAUUUGUGAACACUUCCUUCCCUUUGUUCCUGAAACAAACAGAAAUGGUCCCUCCUCUUUUCCUUCAUCUGCAAAUCACCCUCACUUUUUCAUGUCCAGCUCACAUCCACUUCUGGAAGCCUACUUUGUGGAAGCCUACUUUGUACCUUCUGCACAGGGUUUUGUGGAUUCUUCCAACUGCCAACCUCUUACAUGCGCCGUUAAAGGAGGCAGUCCUUGGUCAGGCGUUAUUUCCACCAGACGCCUCAGUAUUGUGCCUGAAGAACAGGGAACAGUGUUCCAAAAUAGCUGUUUACUAGUCAAAUCUGAAAGGGUACCAUGUCACUUGAUGAGCCCUCUGACCUAUUGUUUCCAAGAUGUGAGUAAGGAACUAGCCAUCCAGAGCAAAUUAAAUUCAUUUAACAAGAGAGUUCCCAAA
Messenger RNA from Cervus elaphus (red deer), 3719 nucleotides. RefSeq names its product WAS/WASL-interacting protein family member 3-like. The transcript is spliced from 3 exons. The record is from RefSeq and is a predicted model, not a curated record. NCBI's taxonomy places the organism in Eukaryota, Metazoa, Chordata, Mammalia, Artiodactyla, Cervidae. The coding region runs from base 1 to 1083 and encodes 360 amino acids.